AUGAAUGGCGUGAGACAGGGUUGGGCGAUAUCUCGGGCAGAGGGGAUAUCCAUCCAGCGAGAGAGAAGUGGAACAUCGUUGACAUUGGUUAGGCGGCCUGGCCAGAGGGCGCGUCAGAACGAGGCGGCAGAAACCGAGAGAGAAGUGUGGCGUCCUCCUUGCAUGGAGAAGGUCCACGAUCUGGCGUGGAACACUGGCGGUCUUCAAGCGAUGGAGGCGGGCGACGGAGAAGGCACCGAAACGGGCUUGCUGCAUGGAGCAGAAACCGGCGUCGGGCCCGCUCAAACAGGUGGAGAACCGGAGAGGCUUGUGAAGAGACGUUGGCUCCCGCUGAGAAGGCGAGAGGGAGAACCGCACAGGGCACCGACCGAGAGCUCGGGCAACGUCUGCGCCUGCAGAAAUGCGCGAGGCCAAUUUGAUGUUGGCCAUGCUCUUAUUGCUGAACCGGUGACCAGAGAGGACUUCUUACAAUAUUCCUGUCACUUCACUCUGGAUCCAAACACAGCACAUGAAGUCCUCCAUCUGUCUGAGGGGAACAGGAGGGUGGAGUGUAGACCUUGGGCCCCUCAGUCAUAUCCUGAUCAUCCAGAUCAUCCAGACAGAUUUGAUAGUUGGUGUCAGGUGCUGUGUAGAGAGGGUGUGUCUGCACGCUGCUACUGGGAGGUCGAGUGGAGUGGGUGGGUUGAUAUAACAGUGUCAUAUAAAAGCAUCAGCAGGAAAGGACUGGGUAGUGAGUGUAGGUUUGGAUGUAAUGAUCAGUCCUGGAUGCUGCUCCUCACCAGCUCCAGAUCCACUUUCUAUCACAAUAGGAAACAGACUGAACUCCCUCUAGUGGCCAGCUCCAGAAUAGGAGUGUAUGUGGAUCACAGGGCAGGAACUCUGGCCUUCUACAGCAUCUCUGGAGACACAAUGACCCUCCUGCACAGAGUCCACACCACAUUCACACACACACUCUACCCUGGGUUUGGGAUUGGGAUUGGAUCAUCAGUGGAUCAUCAGUGA
Engraulis encrasicolus (European anchovy) is the source of this 1002-nucleotide messenger RNA. Its product is annotated as stonustoxin subunit beta-like. The transcript has 3 exons. NCBI's taxonomy places the organism in Eukaryota, Metazoa, Chordata, Actinopteri, Clupeiformes, Engraulidae. The record is from RefSeq and is a predicted model, not a curated record. Gene Ontology annotation, molecular function: protein binding. The coding region runs from base 1 to 1002 and encodes 333 amino acids.